GGCGCCCAGCGGCGGCGCGAACGGCCGCGAGGAGGGUGUCUCCGCGCUCGGUGCUCACCGCGACUUCCCGUGCAGGGCCCGGCCGGACAAGGACCUGCGGCCUCCACGGGGCUGGAGGAUGCGGCCGCGGCCCCCGGCAGCAGCAGCGGGAAGCCCGGCGCCUUGCAGGCCAGCAGUUGAGUAGCUGGGGCCCCUGAGGGCUUGAAGCCUUCACAGUGAUGGCGGAGAAGCGGCCACUGGGGACCCUGGGGCCUGUGAUGUAUGGCAAGCUGCCCCGCCUAGAGGCAGACUCCGGGCCCGGGCACAGCCUGCCCCCCUCUGCUGGUAACCAGGACCCCUGCAGCUACAAGGGUGCCUACUUCUCCUGCCCUAUGGGGAGUGCUCCCAAGGCAGGGUCUGAGCGGUUGGCAUCUUGGACCCCAUAUCCACCCUUGUACCCUACCAGCGUGGCAGGACCCCCUCUUCGGACGGACAGCCUGUUGACCAGCUGCCUGCUCCACCGCUCACCAGCAGAAAGCUCUGAGAAGGUGCAGGACCCUGGUCCUGUUGAGCUCCUGCCCCUCGGUCCCCAGUCUCAUUCCUACCCAGGCCCACCGUUGGCGGCACCCAAACCUGUCUACCGGAACCCUCUGUGUUACGGGCUCUCGACUUGCCUGGGGGAUGGGGCAGCGAAGAGGCCACUGGACGUUGAUUGGACGAUGAUGACUGGACCCCUCUUACCCCCGGCUGACCCAUCUUGUUCUCUGACCCCAACUCCUGGCAAGGGCCCAUCCCUAGAUGGCACCUUCUUGCGUGGGGUGCCAGCUGGCAAAAAUUCAGUAAGCUUCUCCCCGUGCCAGGCAUUUCUGGAGAAGUAUCGGACCAUCCACAGCACAGGCUUCCUGGCCUCCAAGUAUGCAGGUCCUUACUCUGGGGAUCCCAAGCAGGCAUUGUCCGAUGGACCCCCCAGCCCUUGGACCCAGCUGGCCCAACCCCUGGGGCCAGCCUGCCAGGAUACAGUGCCUACCCACUACCCGCUCCCUCACCCUCCACAGGCUCUGCCUUGCCCAACAGCCUGUCGCCACCCAGAGAAGCAGGGCAGUUAUAGCUCAGUGCUUCCGCUACAGCCUGUGGGAGCCCACAAGGGGGCUGGGUACCCAGCUGGUGGGCUGAGCAGCCCCUACCUGAGGCAGCAGGCCGCCCAGGCACCCUAUAUGCCCGCAGUGGGCCUGGAUACUUUUUCCUACCCCUCUGCCCCACUCCCAGCACCCUCACCAGGCCUCAAGCUGGAGCCACCUCUUGCUCCCCGGUGCCCACUGGACUUCGCUGCCCCCCAGACACUGGGCUUUCCUUACGCCCGUGAUGACCUCACUCUCUGUGGAGCAUCCCCAGGGCUUGGAGGGACGCCACCUUCCCAAAACAAUGUACAGGCUGUGCCGCAGCCCAGUGCCUUCCAGCGAGCAUGCCAGCCCCUACCCGUCAGCCAGCCCUGCCCAGAGCCCGGGAGGCCUGCAGAGGAGAAGAUGUGGCUGCCCAGCUGCAGGAAAGAGCAGCUCCGGCCCCAGCUCGGUGAGCACCCCGGAGCACCCAUUGUCAUUGGAGAUAGCCCGGUUCCACGCACCCCUCCGGCGCUCCCGCCCUGCGCCCGGGAGCGCCAGUCUCUUGCGCCAAACGAGGGCGCGCUGCCACCCAGCUCUCCACCCAUGCCGAUUAUCGACAAUGUCUUCAGCCUGGCCCCCUACCGGGACUAUCUGGACGUGCCGGCACCCAAGGACACAGCUGAGCCUGAGCCAGCCCCAGCCCCUGGUGAGAGCCCUGCCAAAGACUUGGGGGGGGGCCUGCCUGCCCGGGAUGCCCUUUCGAAGGCUCACUGCUCACUUAGAGAGGAGGUAGCCCUGGACUUAAGUGUGAAGAAGCCUGUGGCAGAGGCUCCCAUCAGGGUUCCUAGUCCUGCGGUGCGUGCCAAGCCCACGGCAGCCCUGGAUGCACCAGCUGUGGGGAACACAGUCUCGGAUCUGCCAGACCUGGAAAAGAUGGUCUCGGAGGCACCGGGCCUGCCUGGGGUACUGGCGACCACCGAGGCCGCCCCGCGGACCAACUUCCACAGCUCCGUGGCCUUCAUGUUCCGAAAAUUCAAGAUCCUCCGGCCAGCACCCUUGGCUGCAGCCGCGGCCCCAUCGGCGCCCACCCCUGCCCCUGCGUCUGCCCAGCCUGUACCAACCCCCACAUCCGUGCCCCUUGGUCUCCAGAUUCUCACACAGCCCUUGCCCGUGGCCUGCUUCAACCUGGCGCUGCCCAGCCCUCCAGCCGUAGCCAUGGCCUCCCCCACCCUGGCCCCGGCCCCAUCACCUGCCCCGGCCCAGGCUCCGGCUCCAGCUUCUACCCCCGCGGCAGCGGACUCUCCAGAGCAACACUUCACAGGACUGCACGCUUCCCUGUGCGAUGCCAUCUCGGGCUCAGUGGCACACUCCCCACCCGAGAAGCUGCGUGAGUGGCUCGAGACGGCCGGGCCUUGGGGCCAGGCGGCGUGGCAGGACUGCCAGGCUGUGCAGGGGCUGCUAGGCAAGCUGCUGUCGCAGCUGCAGAGCUUCGUGUGCACACAGCAGUGCCCCUUCCCCCAUGUGGUGCGGGCCGGGGCCAUCUUCGUGCCCAUCCACCUGGUGAAGGAGCGGCUCUUCCCACGGCUGCCUCCCGCCUCCGUGGACCACGUGCUGCAGGAGCACCGCGUGGAGCUGCGGCCCACCACGCUGUCCGAGGAGCGGGCGCUGCGCGAGCGGGCCCUGCACGGCUGCACGUCACGCAUGCUCAAGUUGCUGGCGCUGCGCCAGCUGCCCGACAUCUACCCCGACCUGCUGGGCCUGCAGUGGCGUGACUGUGUCCGCCGCCAGCUGGGUGACUUUGACACUGAGGCUGGAUCUGUGCCCUCCUCAGAACCCACCAUGGCCAGAGAUGAGCCGGAGAGCCUAGCCCUGGCUUGGAAGUCACCUGUCCCCAAGGCCAGGAAGCCAGGGAGGAAGCCACCAACCCCUGGCCCAGAGAAAGGGGCAGCUGCUGGGGAAGGGUCCCACGGUACCUCCCCUGCCCCUGCCGCCAGCACCAGCCCCCCUGGCCCCACGCUAAGGGCCCGCUUCCGCAGCCUGCUGGAAACUGCCUGGCUCAGUGGCCUGGCACUACCUACUUGGGGCCACAAGGCCUGAGGGCUGGAGCGGCCCGUGCCUCACCCACAGGUGCUGGGUGGCCAGAGCCAUCGCUGUAGCACUGGUGGCUGUUUGGGGGUCACUGAACCCUUACCUUUUGUAAGGCCAGCUGCCCAGGGCUAGGAGUGGACAUGCCCUUGGGGCUUCUGCUCUUGCUCCCCCCCCCCCCCCGCUACCCCUGCUGGGCUGAGAGCCUCCAAACUUUUAACUUGUGGAGCUUUAUUAUUAGAAAGGACUACUUCCUGUUUCUUCUUUAGAGAAAACGUGUGGGCUUUGGAGCUCAACAGACUUGGGCUUGAAUUCUAGCUCCUGUGUUCCUUGCUGUGUAACCAGGCAAGUCACUUCCUUCCUUGAGCCCUCAGUUCCCCGUUUGUAAGAUAGGACAACGCAGCCUACCUCACAGGGUUGUUGUGGGGGUGAUGUCUGACACACACCCAUUAAGGUUUGCUCUCUGCUUCCUCCCCAGGACAGGGGCCUAGCUCCCAGCCAGAGCCUGGAAUAGGAGGCUAAGGCAAGCAGAACCUUCUAGAAAGUCUUCGUGUGUCAUAGGAUUUGGUUAUUUUAGGGUGGUACGGUGUACAGUGUGUAUGACUUACACUUUUCUAGAGUCAUUUCCCAGGAAAGCCUGGGGCUAUGCCCCAGUGUCUGGGGUUGGGCCCUGACCCCCAGCCUGGAGCUCCCUGGGGGAGCCUGCCCCUUCUCUCCUUCACUACAGGGGGUGCCUGGAUACAGCCUGGGGCUGACAUUCUUGUUCUGGGCCUGCUGCCCUCAACUCUGGGAGGCCCCAGGCCUGUCCUGAAUUGACACCAGUGACUUCCCUGAGCUGCCGCCUCCACCCGGUGUUAUCUUCCCGAGAAAGUUCGCUAGAAGCCGAGCAGCUACAGGGACUCAGGGACUAGACAAGACAGGCUGAAUGACAGCUUAAUCCUGGGAGGUCUCCGAAGAUGUAGACUAGGGACCCUGGCACUCCCUAAGCCAGAGCCCCUGUCAGGCCUGCUAUGAGUUACCUCCUUGCAGCGUGCUAAACUGAGCCAGAGGCUGGUGAGCUGGGCCCUUGACCUAGCUAAGGUUUGUAAGAAGGCUGUGGGCCCUGGAGGCAGGCCAUUAAACAUUAAAGCAUUUGGGUUGUUUUUGGA
This is a messenger RNA of Callorhinus ursinus (northern fur seal), 4312 nucleotides long. It is a transcript of the gene PRMT2IP, whose product is annotated as chromosome unknown C15orf39 homolog. The record is from RefSeq and is a predicted model, not a curated record. NCBI's taxonomy places the organism in Eukaryota, Metazoa, Chordata, Mammalia, Carnivora, Otariidae.